Molecule: messenger RNA, 1438 nt
Organism: Aphanomyces astaci
Lineage: Eukaryota; Oomycota; Saprolegniomycetes; Saprolegniales; Verrucalvaceae
Exons: 6
Coding region: 53-1357 (434 amino acids)
Biological process (GO): nucleobase-containing compound metabolic process
Cellular component (GO): cytoplasm; mitochondrion
Molecular function (GO): ATP binding; AMP kinase activity
Source: RefSeq, a predicted model, not a curated record
GUGGCAUCGUUGGAAACUGACCGUUCAACCUCGGGAGUUGAGAUUGCACAGCAUGGGGAUCCACGCCUUUGUGACGGGGCCACCGGGCAGCGGAAAGACGUCGCUGUGCAAGAAAGUGUGCGGGUUGCUACAACUAGAGCACCUGUCCACGGGAGACCUCCUCCGCGAACACAUUCGACUUCGAACCGAGUACGGCAAAGUGGCCAAGAAGUGCAUUGCCGCCAAGUCGCUCGUCCCGGACAGCGUCGUGAUUGACAUGAUCGCGGACUGCAUUGCCAAGCUAAAGGACUCGGAGGGCGGGUGGAUCCUCGAUGGUUUCCCUCGCACAGUCGACCAAGCCAAGGCGCUGCAAGUCAAAGGCGUGACUCCCAACGUUGUGCUGGUGCUAGAGCUGCCCUCGUCCGAAGUUCGAGGCCGCCUUGUAGGGCGGCGGUUCGAUCCUAAGACGGGAGACAUCUACCACGCAGCCACGAAUAUGCCUCGGGACCUCGACGUGGCCGCCCGGCUGGUCCACCGAGACGACGACACGCCCGAGAAAAUUCCGUCGCGGGUCGACGCGUAUGCGACGUACGGCCACGACACGAACCGAGAGUUCCUCGCGGUGGCCUUUCCCAUCGACGCCGACGCGUCACUGGGGGACGUGGUGGGGGACGCCGUGCAGAUUCUGCAGAGCCACAAGAUGAAAAAGCCAGCCAGUUCCAACCAAAGCCACAACAGAGUUAAUAUCAACAACAACAACAACCAGCGGAACCAAGACAUCGAGACCAAGCCCGCGGCGACAUCGUUGGCUGAGGUUUCCGCCAAGAAGUUGGAGCCCGAAGAGACCGAGUUUAGUCCGCCCAAGUCGACGACGGCCUUUCGGCGGACGAUUCCUAGCACCACGUUGGCGACUCCCACAGCCAACAAGAUCGAGCACGAGAUCCAACGCGUGGUUCUCCAUGAAAACCAACCAACAACCCCCCCAAAAACCGCCAUGGACGUGGUGACCAAGCAAGUGGACACGGAGAGGUUCAAGACGAUGCUCAUCUCUGGCUUUGACGUGAUCAAGCAUGGCCGCCGCGGAGCGCCGCACACGCGCACGCUAUUUUGCGACGUCGAGCUGAAGCGCCUGUUCUGGCAAAAACCAGACAAGAAGGAGCUCAAGGCCAAGCUCGACCAAAGCAUCGCCAUCGCCGACGUGAUCCAGGUCGUCCAAGGCAUCAAGACCGACGUGUUCAAACGCUCGGGGGACACGGCCAAGACGGAUCGGUACCUGUCGCUGAUCGCAGACGACCGCACGUUGGACAUUGAAGUCGCGUCAGACGAACUGUGCUCGCUACUGCUCCACGGACUGAAUGCCAUGUUAGUGUCGACUUAACCAUCCUACGGACGUACUUACCUACCUACCCUGGGUUGCAUAAUAAUCCUGUACUGUAUCUCGUAUUCUUGUCUACCCUCC